CUCACACCCCGCACUCAAAGACGAAAGAUUACAUAUACCUCAUUUCCUAAAGACCAUCAGCCCGGAACCUUUUUGGUGAGGUCGAAGAGUUCAUGACUGGCAACGAUGGCCUAUCGUCAUCCUUUGUGGAGACCGUAGCAGGGUUGACGGCGGGAAUUGUUUCAACGCUUUGCCUGCAUCCGCUGGAUCUGAUCAAGACUCGACUUCAGGUUGACCCGUCUUUAAGCUCUCGCGGCCAUGAAUCACUCCGACUUGCCCAAGGCAUCUUUCAGCAUGAAGGUGGCCUGGCUGCAUUCUAUCGAGGCCUGACGCCCAAUCUCCUUGGAAACUCGACUAGUUGGGCCCUAUACUUCUUGUGCUACGGUAAUAUCAAAGAAUUGAUGCGAACCUGGCGUGGAGGUACUUUAGGAGAGGGGUUGAGCUCGGCCGACUAUUUUCUAGCCUCGGGAUCCGCCGGUAUGCUGACAUCCGUCUUAACGAAUCCUAUCUGGGUUAUCAAAACCCGCAUGUUGUCAACCGGCUCUCGGGUACCGGGAGCCUAUGCCUCCCUCGUCGUGGGCGCGAGACAGAUCUUCCGCGCAGAGGGCUUAUCCGGCUUUUAUAGGGGCUUAGUCCCGGCGAUGCUCGGAGUCAGCCAUGGUGCGCUGCAGUUCAUGGCUUAUGAACAACUGAAGCUGUACCGCACUCGCAUGGCGGCCGGCGGCGGUACCGAUGGUCCAAGCUCGUGGCGGCCAGAGUCACCAGAGCUGGGGAACGUGGACUACUUCGUACUGUCCAGCCUCUCGAAGCUCUUUGCUGGGUGCGUAACAUACCCAUACCAGGUAUUGCGGUCCCGGUUACAGACCUAUGACGCGCAUAUCAUUUACAUGGGCGUUCGCGAUGCGGUAAUGAAAAUCUGGGUCAGAGAGGGAAUCAAGGGCUUCUACAAAGGUUUGGUGCCAAAUCUGCUGCGGGUACUACCCAACACAUGGGUCACGUUCCUUGUAUAUGAGAAUACUCGGGCAUAUUUGCCGCGGCUGGUUCUUAAGGGGUAGUUGAAGGCAUUAGCUAAGUCUCGCAUCCAUCCGGAAAGACAGCCCACCGUGCCUCUUCUUGAACCCAAUCGCAACGUUCGUAAAACCGAUUAAAGGGGCAACGUUCCCUGCCUGUUCAUCUAAUCACUAGCAGGAUGACAGAGGCAGAGCAAGUCGAAGAUCUAUCUGGAGAUCAGAAUCUGCUUAUACAAAUGGAUGCUAUACAUGUAUUACAUCGGACCCUGGACAUGUUCUUCCCCUCAAUUACUUCAUUCCUCCCAAUGCAGUGUUCCUUUCGUGUGUUGAAAAU
Aspergillus aculeatinus CBS 121060 is the source of this 1323-nucleotide messenger RNA. Its product is annotated as putative mitochondrial folate carrier protein Flx1. The record is from RefSeq and is a predicted model, not a curated record. Gene Ontology annotation, cellular component: mitochondrion. The transcript has 3 exons. Gene Ontology annotation, molecular function: FAD transmembrane transporter activity; folic acid transmembrane transporter activity. Gene Ontology annotation, biological process: folate import into mitochondrion; nucleotide transport. The coding region runs from base 93 to 1034 and encodes 313 amino acids. NCBI's taxonomy places the organism in Eukaryota, Fungi, Ascomycota, Eurotiomycetes, Eurotiales, Aspergillaceae.